AUGGAUCGCCUACAGAUGGGCCCGCCGCCCGCCCUCUUCACGUCGGCCCAGAGACACAACUCGAUGCCCGCUAAGAUGGACGUCCACGAGAGUGAUCUCUUGGGCUUCAACCAUCGCUUCCAGUCGAUUCGCGAGCAGCGUGAGGCGAGCGAGGGUUUGAUACAGGAACUGUUGACCUACUGCGAAAGAACCCAAGAGGGCCUGCGCCAGGAAAAUGCCACGCUGCGCCAACAGCUCCGCGAGAGCCAGCUCGACCUCGAUGACGCGCGCACGAGGCGCCGCGAGUUCCAGCAGCGACUCAAGGCGGCCGACGCUCAUGUGCAGAGCAUGAGUGCUGAGAUCACGAAUGCCAAUUUUCAAGACCAUUUCAUUCAAGCGGGCAUCGAGGGCGGCAAAAAGGCCGCCUACGCGCUGCGCCGCGCCAUUGUGUCGCUCUGCGGCCAGUUCGCCGACGAGGUCGAGAUCGUGGCCAAGGUGUGCGCCAACCUGACGGGCCUCGCGCGGGCGAUGCGCCGCGACGGCUGCAUCGAGGCCGAGUUUGACCUCAAAGAUUUUGCACUCGGCUUUACGCAGGCCAAGGCCCAUUUUGACUUUAUCGAUGUCGGCUACGGCAAGGAACGGGCCGAUUCCAAAAUUAAAGAACUCACACGAUGGCAUCUUCGUAAUUAUAACUGUAAACAGAUUUUGCUGGGCGUCUCUCACGACGCCGGUUAUGCGCCCUUUCUCGAUGAAAUAUUGCAGGAUCAAGAUUCGCGGGCGCGCGUCACCGUCAUUGAAGGGUCCCCGACGGCCCGGGAGCUGCGGGAUACAAACGUCAAUGUUAUUCAGUUUGAAGAGCUCUUCCGCGCUGACAAGUUGAUCAACCGGUCGCCCGACAGUUCGCGCAACGGUUCUUUCGCCUUUGGCCCGGGGCAGCAAGCGAAGUCACAGACACAAGCGCUGGCGACGAUGCCGAUGCCGAUGCCGAUGCCGGUGCCCGCCGUUUCAAAUGCAGCACCGGCGGCGGCCCCCAUGAUGGCCCCGGCAGCACCCACGUUGCCGGCCUCGUGGGCAGCCGUGACGCGUUCGGCGACGCCGCCCCCGCAGAUCACGACGCCGCUGGCGGGCAAGAUGUCGGCAGCCAAGGCCCGCGCAGCCAGCAGCCUGGCCAAGGCGGCGGCAGUGGCGUGGAACCCCGGUCCACGCGGCCUCGACGCGCCCAUUGCCGUUGUGCCGGUGGCGCUCGACAGCAUCAAGAAGCGCAAGGACACGGACAAGCUAUGCAACAACCAUUACCUGCGCGGACCCUGCGUCAAGGGCAGCGACUGUUGCUUCGAGCACCGGUAUAAGCCGACGCCCGAUGAGAUACACGCCAUUGCGCACCUCGCACGGCUCAAUCCCUGUACCAAGGGGCAGGAGUGCGACAUUGAGAAUUGCAUCUACGGACAUCAUGAACCUUCCCAUUGA
This is a messenger RNA of Verticillium alfalfae VaMs.102, 1446 nucleotides long. RefSeq lists its product as hypothetical. NCBI's taxonomy places the organism in Eukaryota, Fungi, Ascomycota, Sordariomycetes, Glomerellales, Plectosphaerellaceae. The transcript is spliced from 5 exons. The coding region runs from base 1 to 1446 and encodes 481 amino acids. The record is from RefSeq and is a predicted model, not a curated record. Gene Ontology annotation, molecular function: metal ion binding.